Cotesia congregata is the source of this 2436-nucleotide messenger RNA. Lineage: Eukaryota; Metazoa; Arthropoda; Insecta; Hymenoptera; Braconidae. The record is from the annotation of a GenBank genome assembly.
AUGAUUGUGAAACAGACUAGAAAUCCCGGCCAUUCUCUGAGUAUGUUUGUAAUUCUACCGAUAAAAGACGGCCUGGAGAAAACCGAACAAACUUUAGGGUAUAUAGACUACCGAAAACUUCAUUUCAAAGCUCAUGAGGACAACAUAGAGCUCUACAUGCCUAAAUUCAAAAUCGCGAGCACGAUUGACCUUCAACCAAUUUUGGAUAUGAUGGGAAUGCGGAGAAUGUUUCGUGAUCGUACCGAUUUCAGCGGAAUCACUGACAAAUUUAUGAAGAUCACUAAAGCGGUGCAGAAAGCUGUUAUUGAGAUGUCUGAGGAGAAUAAAGCUCUGCAUACCGUAGCUUCUAGUAUCAAUCAGUUUACGACCAAUUUUUACAAGGCAUUAGCAAGAGAUGAAAGUUCAAACUUCAUCUGCUCGCCGAUCAGUGUGUCGAUGGUGUUAUCGAUGGUCACCUAUGGGGCUCGCGGAAACACCGAGAAAGAACUGAGAAAUGCCUUGAGAUUAUCCGAUGACGAUCAAGUUAACAAGAACGGCUUUCAAUCGCUUGUUGAUACUCUGAAUGCUGUCGAGAAAGUGGAGCUUCGUUUGGCCAACAAAAUUUACUUCAAUGUAGGAUUCGACGUAAAGACAGAAUUUAAAGAGCUGACGGAAAAAAUAUUCCGAUCUGUGUCGGAAAUUAUCGAUUUUGGAAAAUCUGCAGAAGCGGCUGAGACUAUUAAUACUGAUUUAUGCGACUCGCAAAUCGUUCUGAUAAAUGCGGUGUACUUUAGAGGCGAGUGGAAGUGGAAAUUUAAUCCUAAGUAUACAGAACCCGAGCCGUUUCAUAUUGAUGAGAAUACUGUUAAGGACGUGCCGAUGAUGCGGAAAGAAGCCAGAUAUAACUACAACGAGCUGCCUGAUCUUGACGCUAAAAUUAUCGAGCUUUUUUAUAAAAGCAGUGAUGGAAACCAUCCUGUCACGAUGUUUAUUAUCUUACCCAAUGAGGUCAAUGGUGCUAAUAAAAUCGAGGUCAAUUUACAUGAUGUUAACUUCAAGGAUUUACAUGAAAAUGCUGGAGAGCAUAUGAAAGAGUGCGAAUUACAACUUCCUAGGUUCAAAGUCGAGAGCACGUUAAAUUUAAAAAAUAUUUUGACAAAAUUGGGUUUGAACGGAAUUUUUGAACCGUCUGCAAACUUUAGUGGAAUUUCCGAGUCAUCACAAUUGAGCGUCAGUAAAGUGAUACAAAAAACUAUUUUAGAAGUUGACGAAAUAGGAAGUGUAGCCGCUUCAGUAACUGUAGCAGUGAUAAUGCCAAAGAAAGGAUGCUUGAUGGAACCCACACCGUUCAUCGUAAACAGACCAUUUGUGUGUGUAAUAGUCGCCACAGAAACUGGGACACCACUUUUCAAUGCCCCAACAAGUCUCGAUAAAUUUUCGACCAAUUUUUACCAGGCAUUGGCAAGAGAUGAAAGUUCAAACUUCAUCUGCUCGCCGGUCAGUGUGUCGAUGGUGUUAUCGAUGGUCACCUAUGGGGCUCGCGGAAACACCGAGAAAGAACUGAGAAAUGCCUUGAGAUUAUCCGAUGACGAUCAAGUUAACAAGAACGGCUUUCAAUCGCUUGUUGACACUCUGAAUGCUGUCAAAAAAGUGGAGCUUCGUUUGGCCAACAAAAUUUACUUCAAUGUAGGAUUCGACGUGAAGACAGAAUUUAAAGAGCUGACGGAAAAAACAUUCCGAUCUGUGUCGGAAGUUAUCGAUUUUGGAAAAUCUGCAAAAGCCGCUGGGACUAUUAAUGCUUGGUGUGAAGAAAAGACUAAUAAUCGCAUCAAAGAUUUCGAUCCUGAGCUAACGGAACCCAUGCCGUUCUAUGUCGACGAAAAUACUACCAAACAAGUGCCGAUGAUGUACAGGAAAGCACACUAUAAUUUCGGCCAUAUUCCAGAGUUUGAAGCUACUUAUGUUGAGCUUCCUUAUGAGAGCACUGAUUCCAGCGAUUCAAUCAGUAUGUUCAUUAUCUUGCCGACUGAAAUGAAUGGUCUGAAGGCAUGUGAGAGACAUUUGCAUGAGAUAAACUUCAAAGAUCUUCACAGGGAUCGCGCUCGCAUAGAAGUUGAGCUAAGGCUUCCGAAAUUUAAAAUCGAAAGUGAAUUCCAGCUUCAAGACACUCUUGUUAAGAUGGGAGUGAAGGAAAUCUUUGAAAAUUCAGCCGAUUUUGGAAACAUCACCGAUUCUGAACGAUUGAAAGUCAGUAAAGUUAUUCAGAAAGCAUUUAUUGAAGUUAAUGAAGAAGGCAGUGAAGCUGCAGCAGUAACUGCUUUGAUAGCGGUUCAGUACUGUCUGAUACUAGACACACCAUCAAUUACAGUCGACAAACCUUUUAUCUGCGCAAUAGUGGCGACUGAUACGGGAAUGCAACUUUUCAAUGCACGCAUUAAUGACCCGACGUUAAUUUAA